Messenger RNA from Tigriopus californicus, 1596 nucleotides. RefSeq names its product lachesin-like. NCBI's taxonomy places the organism in Eukaryota, Metazoa, Arthropoda, Copepoda, Harpacticoida, Harpacticidae. The record is from RefSeq and is a predicted model, not a curated record. The coding region runs from base 464 to 1543 and encodes 359 amino acids. The transcript has 4 exons. Gene Ontology annotation, cellular component: neuron projection.
AUAGCGGAGAGGAAAUGCGUGUGAGAGAGAGAGAGGGAGCAGAGAGCAGAGAGCUCCAACCACUGUGUCCCACCCUAUGUAAGGCAUCCCUCUCCUCCUGGCAAAUGUUCCAACGCCAACAAAUGAAUGCACAAUAUGGGUAGUGGGUUUUUGAACGUGCAUACGAUUCUUGCUUGCUCCAUCCAGCCACCCCUUCCCUUCACCCUCCAACCCAUGGGGGGAUGAAAGAGAAAGACAAGAAGGGGAAGUCUCUGAGGGUAAGCUUUUGCCGCUCCUACUAAGGUACUUGGUGCUUGUUCGUACGUACAAACUACAAACGAGGAGUGUUUGAAGAAGCGGUAGUAAUCCAACACUACAUAAGAAUAAGAAGAGAGCAGUGGAGCAAAUCUAAAUCUGGCGUCAGUUUCGAAGGAGAAAGCCGAAAUUUAUCAAACAUUUCCAGUUUGAUCUUUGUCUUUUCAAGAUGAAGUGGUUGCUCAAGUUUAUGCUGUGCGUUUCAGUCUUUAAGUUGUCAUCGAGUCAGAAAACUCCCCAGAUUAGCUAUGUGACGCCAAGUUUGACAACCGACAUUGGCGGUGAGGCCAAGCUGGAAUGCACUAUUGUGGAUCGACAAGACUAUCCCAUCCUAUGGACGAGAGUAGGGAAAGGUGGGCAGAACUUUCCCAUCGCUACAGGACCAAAACUCCUCUUAAAAGACCAAAGAUUCGACCUGGAACUCAAUGAAAAAAGUGGCCAAUAUAUCCUCUCAAUUCGAGAUGUCCAACCGUCGGAUGCAUCUUCGUAUCUCUGUCAAAUUGUGGCCGGAUACAACAGCAUGGUCACGGCCACAGUGGAGCUGUCCGUGAAAUUGCCGCCCGUAAUCUCGGACAACACCACUCGGAGCUUUCGAGUGACAGCGGGAGAGAAGGUGGAAAUGGAAUGCCAAUCGAAUGGAUUCCCAACCCCAAGAAUUACUUGGACCCGAGAGGAUGGGAGAAUGAUGCCCAACGGCCAGGAGGAGAUCAUUACCCCAAGAAAGCUGAUCAUCAACCAAGUCCGCAGAGAGGACACAGGCAAAUACUUGUGUUGGGCUAAGAACGGCGUUGGACCGGGUGAUGAACACCGAAUGCUAACCUUAGAAGUGGAAUAUCCACCCAUUAUCGAGGUGCCCAGACCCAAAAUACCACAAGCCCUGAACCACGAAACCGAGCUGACUUGCAAAAUUCAGGCCUUCCCUCCGCCUGCCAUUCAUUGGAGGCAAGGUUCGGAGGAAAUUUCCAACUCACCUAUGUACCACGUGUCUCAUUUCGCAUCUCAGAACGACUUGACAACGUCGGUCGUAAAGAUCCUGUCCAUUGACGAAUCACACUACGGAAAUUACACAUGCGAGGCGGUCAAUCGACAUGGAAAGGCCACACAAACAAUUGAGCUGUAUCAAAGCCAAAUCCCCAUUUGCCCUCCCGUUUGUGGAGAUCUAGAUUUGUCCAAUUCGGCUUUAAACCGGCACGGCAAGAGUCUCCUGGUUGUGGUCGUUCUCGCUAAUAUCUUCAAUCAGAUCCUAUAAGUCGCGGUAUUGGACAUUUAUUCUUGGAAAUAAAGAGACGAUAGAUCUCUUGA